UGUGGAGUUAAGUUACGAUAUAAGACCUGACAAUUGAAAAUGACCAGUCAGUCUACCAACCUUUAUUUUGAGUGUUGGACCGUCCGCUACUUAUUUGUUUACGUGCAUAAUGAAAUUAAUUAUCAUCACCCUGACAACGUGGACACUUGUGGUGGGUCACUUGUACAGUCCAAACAGUUACCAAGUGCGAUAUGGUGGCAACCCUUUCUAUGGCAAUUACAAUCCCUAUGGAAGCCAGUUGAACCCUUACCCUAAUUUCGUGCCCAUAUUCUCCAACUAUUACUACCCCAACCAACAAAUACCUUUGGCUGUACCACCCAUCAGCGAUUAUCCAAACAUCAAUGUGCUCGCCGAGAUGCCAUACUCAAUCAACAAGACGUUUACAGUUGUACCAAUGGUUGCAGUGGCACAAGAAACUAUUAACUUUCUUUCAAACGCAUUAAUUAUCCAAGUAUCGAGGGAACGCCCAACGAUGACUAUAAAAAAUGAACAGGAUGCUUUAAUCGAGUGCACACCAGCAGUAAAAAUUGUUUUAGAUCAACCUUUAACUAUAUACAGCUUACAAACGAGCAUCAUUUUUCCCACAGAUAUUAAAAUUGAACAUAAAGGAUUCAAAAUUCCUAUUCACGUCGGUGCAGUCUUCGCUCCGCUCUCUCAAGACACCUACGUCUCUCCAGAAACACCAGUUAAUGUUAACGUCGUAUACGCAAUCCCUACGAAGCCAUUCACAAUCGAUUAUGUAAAUAACGACAAGGAUGUGAUCGUUAAUGCGGAUAAUCAGGCAGUAAUUGUCGAAGAUCAUCAGCCUGACCAACCUCCAAAAAAUAUUACCAUUAUAGAGUUUCCAACCGCGGAAGCGGAGCCGACGUUCCAAGUUGAUGAGGAAGAUGAAGAAUUGGUGAAUCGUAACCCACCAGUUGGUGUGGUACCUGCCGGAAUUGUUCAAUCGACGCAACCGAUAGUGAGCACGCAACAGUUCGUGAACUCGAAGGAGUCGCCCAUCCUGACGACUUUGAGAGAAGAGGCAGCCAAAAAUCGUUUUAGGAAUUACGGACGUCCGAUUGUUGUUCAAUCUGUUUAAGAAAAUGUACUCUGUAUAUAUUUAGAUUGAAUACUAAGGGGGUUAUAUUUUAAUUUUUAUCAUGUAAAUAUUGCCAUAUUAAAACCUUAUACCUAG
Molecule: messenger RNA, 1177 nt
Organism: Photinus pyralis (common eastern firefly)
Lineage: Eukaryota; Metazoa; Arthropoda; Insecta; Coleoptera; Lampyridae
Exons: 3
Coding region: 110-1081 (323 amino acids)
Source: RefSeq, a predicted model, not a curated record